AUGGGUAACAAAAAUAAACCUAAAGUCAAGGCGAAUGAGGGUCAACAUAGUGGUAAACAAUUAUGGACUACAUAUGCAACACCUACUUCGAAGAAAGGUCCAAUCUGGAAGCAAGCUCCAAAGAAAUUCAUUCCUGAAGUUUCUAAUGAAACAAAUACAUGGAUAUGGCCUUCUCUGGAUCAGCAAAAAUCACAAGAUGGAAAUAAAUCUGUAAAGACUGACAAGAAAACACCUGCAGAGGCAAUUAACAAUCCCAUUGAGACUGCAUUUGUUACAGGUUUCUGUUCAAACAAAUUCGUUUUGAGAUAUUACACCAAUAAUUCUGUACCUGCCAAAGGAUCAAUUUGGGAACAUCCGCCUCUUCCUGGCACUGCCAAAUUCCAGGCUCCUUCUGAUCUAGAUCCAGCUGCAUGGUCUACUGUGCCCGAAAAUGCAAAAUGGUCUAUGCUCCCUGCAUAUGCCAUUAAUCCUGCACUCAAAUCAGUUGAAGUUCCAUGGUGCACCAAAAAGAGAGCAAUUACAAUCCUCACAUGGGCGGCUCCUUCAGGUCCGGAUGUUGCAGUUUCUGCUAAUGUGACAAGUCCACCGGCUACUAAGAGUCCUUGGGUUACAGUACCAACCAAUGUUGCAUUUCCUACUCCUCUCGAACAGGAAAAUCCUGAUAAUGUUGCAAACCUUGAUUGGGGUGAUUGGGGUGUUCAACCAGCGGUAAUUUCUGAGAAAGAUGCUAUUGCAGCAAAUGUCUGGGAUGAUGGACCAGAACCAGUAGAGCCUUUUCCCACUUUGGUUCACUGGCCUUUCACGGGUGAAAAAGAUAGAUUAAAGAAGUUGGUUUCAUUGGGACCAUUUUGCUUCAACUACAAAAAAGUGCUCAAACAUCACAAACACAAUCAAGAACAAAGUGCAUUGAUCAGAGUACUUCAAGUAGAAGGUAUCAAUACCAUUCUUCUCAAAUUUAUUUGGGAAAAUCAUAGCAAUGCUUCUGCCCUUGUUCGAACCAGUCAGAGAUCAUGGGAAGUUGCGAUGGCUGUUACUGGAAUUUGGGAUAUGACUGGAGGUUGUUUCGAAGGCUGUGAUUUACCGAUAGAGGGCAAUGUCUCCGAGGGUAGAGCAGCUUCAGUUGUUGUGGUCACACCUACUAGGGAUAUGGAACCUAUCAAUUAUGUUACUCAAAUCAAGAACUUGAAUAAGAUGUGUAUGGCUAUGCAUAACUUCAGCGGGUUUCUUCAAAACAUCCAAUUACAUCACGUUCCCUUCCUCACCACCCACAUUCUCGCCUUACUCGUUCCCGAAAUGCGCAAGCUCAAAACCCUCGGUGUUUACAACUGUGAAUUGAUUCAUCUCGGUGAUGGGAUUGAACUCCUCAACAUCAUCACGCGAGAUCGUCUUCGCGGUUGCGAACACCAAGUCGAUUUAGAUUUCUAUCCAGCAUACCAUGUUGGUCCUCAUCCUUUCUAUCAAGCAGGUGAUCGGAAAGGAGAGAGAAGAUUAGGGGCAGAGUAUUCAUAUGGUGUUACUUGGGAUGAUCCCGGUAUGCACGUUGCUGAUAUCCGAAUUGCAAUCUGGCAGGAAGUUCACGGUCUUCUUCGCCAGGCACGUGCUCAGGGUAUUGAUUUUGUUUCUAAACAUACGAUGUUCAGACAAUGGUUGGAUAAGUCGCCUUGUAUGCUGGUUGAGGAAACUCUCAAGGUCCUGAUGGAUGAUAACGUGACGAUCGAUCAAAUUAUCGCCCAUGUUGCAUAUGCAGAUUUUGGUGGCAGGGUUGAGAAAUAUUUCGCGGCUUUGAAAGGAAAAGGCAUUGCGAAUAAAACCGAGGGUGUGAAAUGGAUGGAAGAAGGUUUCACAUGUCAUCAAUGUAGACAUCUCCUCCCCGGAGUCUGGUUCUCCUACCAAAUGAUCCGGAACUACAAGCUCGAUCCCAUCGACGAACCCGUCUGUCAAGCCUGCAAAUUAUACCAAUAUUUAAACCAGGAAGACGACCACUACAAAGUACAAAAGUUCAACAUCAUCAAAGCAUGGGUAUGGGAGCCCACCUCUAAUGUUCCCGGACAUCCAGGAAGAUGGAAUACCAACGAUAUAGGCAAAUUUCUCCACAUUUUCAGUAGUACACCUCAAGGCAGCAGAAUCAGAGGGUUAGCUCGAACGCUACAUGAUAAGAGAAGGCUUGAUGAGGCUCAUGAUAUCUUUCAUGAAAUCGAUGAGGUGCAGAGAACAAUUAGCAUUCAGGCUUUGGGAAGAAGAGGCGCGUAUGGAAUUCGUGCGGCGACGGUCCAGGAUAAGUUGUGGAUUGAGAGUGGAAGAAAACAUAGCGAAUGGGAUUCUUUCCGAGAAGAUCGGAUUAAUGGACAUGGUGUACCGGCUACCUUUAGGGGUCAUUGGUAG
This is a messenger RNA of Botrytis deweyae, 2382 nucleotides long. RefSeq lists its product as uncharacterized. NCBI's taxonomy places the organism in Eukaryota, Fungi, Ascomycota, Leotiomycetes, Helotiales, Sclerotiniaceae. The transcript is spliced from 5 exons. The record is from RefSeq and is a predicted model, not a curated record. The coding region runs from base 1 to 2382 and encodes 793 amino acids.